UCGUCAAAAGUUGCAUCGAAAAUGAAUUCAAGUGUCAAAAUGGAAAAUGUUUGCCCCAUAACGAACCACACGUGCGCUGAGAAUCACUUCAAAUGCGUGUCGACCAGUAAUUGCAUACCAAAUGAAUGGGUUUGCGAUGAUAUGGAGGACUGUACCGAUGGAUCAGAUGAGAAACAAUGCAAAACCGAAUUAGCGUCUUGUCUUCAAAACGAGUUCACGUGUGAUAACGGAAAAUGUCUGAUAAACCGAUGGAUUUGCGACGGAGAGAACGAUUGCGGCGACGGAUCCGAUGAGUCGUCGCAUAUCUGUUCCAACAAGACGUGUACUCCGGGAAUGUUCACGUGUUUGUCCGGCAAAUGCAUUCCCGACCGAUGGAAGUGCGACGGAGACAGAGACUGUCCCGAAGGCGACGACGAGACCGGCUGUCCGGUCGUCACCAAAGACGUCGAGUCGGUGUGCGGGCCGUCGGAGUUCCUGUGCGCCAACGGACACGAGUGUAUCAGCACUCUGUGGAGAUGCGACCGAAGUAAAGAUUGUACGGACGGGUCGGACGAAGUGAACUGCAACUACACGUGCCAUAGGGACCAAUUCGGGUGCAAAAACGGCAAUUGUAUUCCCGGUAACAUGAAAUGCAACGGAAAACCCGAGUGCGCCGACGGGUCCGACGAACACAACUGUCCCGAAAAGGUGGACGAAUCGGCGACGCCCAACACGACUCUGUGUACGGCUGUAGAGCACGAGUGCGCGGACUCUUUGCCCGCCAAAUGCAUUCCCGUCGGCAAACUGUGCGACGGUAUGAACGACUGCGGCGACUGGUCUGACGAACCGCGCGAUUGCUCUGUCAAUGAGUGCGUCGACGGG
Messenger RNA from Medioppia subpectinata, 861 nucleotides. NCBI's taxonomy places the organism in Eukaryota, Metazoa, Arthropoda, Arachnida, Sarcoptiformes, Oppiidae. The record is from the annotation of a GenBank genome assembly.